AUGGAUUUCGGAAACCCGCCACCGAAUAUGUCCAUGCCUCCCCCUGGCAUGGGAAAUAUGGGGCCUCCAAUGGGCCCGCCGGGUCGUAACAAUAUACGCCCUAACUUUAGGCCAUUCAACACAUAUCAGAUGCGUUUUCCACCUCAAGGUCCACUCAAUAUGACACAAGAUGAUUUCGACGGUAAACGUUUACGUAAAUCUGUCAUGCGUAAAACUGUAGAUUAUAACUCUUCUAUUAUUAAGGCUCUCGAAUGUCGUGUUUGGCAGCGAGACUGGAGAGAUAGGCAUGUGUUGCAGCCCGAUGCUAUGUAUACUCCUGACUUACUUCCCCCUCCAUCUUACCCUGACAACCCUAUUAAUGCAGUUACCACACGAUUUGUUAAAACAGCAACAAACAAAAUGAGAUGUCCAAUUUUUGCUGUUGCAUGGACACCCGAAGGGCGUAGGUUAAUAACAGGGGCUUCAUCUGGUGAAUUUACAUUAUGGAAUGGAUUGACAUUUAACUUUGAAACUAUACUACAAGCCCAUGACUCUCCCGUAAGGUCUAUGGUAUGGUCACAUGGAGAAGGCUGGAUGGUAACUGGAGACCAUUCUGGCUUCAUUAAGUAUUGGCAAAGCAACAUGAACAAUGUUAAAAUGUAUCAGGCACACAAAGAGGCUGUGCGAGGAAUAAGUUUUAGCCCAAGUGAUUCCAAAAUAGUAACAUGUUCUGAUGAUGGUACACUACGAAUAUUUGACUUUUAUAGAUGUCAAGAAGAAAGAAUCUUGCGAGGCCAUGGUGCUGAUGUGAAAUGUGUACAAUGGCACCCAACUAAAGCUCUUAUUGUAUCUGGAAGCAAAGAUAAUCAACAACCUAUAAAACUCUGGGAUCCUAAGUCUGGAACAGCUCUCUGUACUCUACAUGCACAUAAAUCAACAGUUAUGGACUUAAAAUGGAAUGAAAAUGGGAAUUGGCUUAUAACAGCUUCGAGAGAUCAUUUACUUAAAUUAUUUGAUAUAAGAAAACUAGGCACUGAAUUACAAAUAUUUAGAGGUCACAAAAAAGAAGCAUCCAGUGUAGUUUGGCACCCAACACAUGAAGGAUUAUUUUGUUCUGGUGGGUCUGAUGGAGCUAUUUUGUUUUGGAAUGUUGGCACUGAUAAAGAAGUUGGCUGUAUCGAAGGUGCACAUGAAUCAAUUGUGUGGACAAUGGCUUGGCAUCCUUUAGGUCAUAUAUUGUGUUCAGGCUCAAAUGACCACACUUCAAAGUUUUGGACUAGAAAUCGUCCAGGUGAUCAGAUGAGAGAUAAAUAUAACUUAAAUACAUUACCACCAGGAGUGCAAGAUGAAAGUGAAAUAGAAGAACCUGGAACUAUACCUGGAAUGGGACCUGAAGAUACAGUGGAAAUAUUUUCAACCGACACUGAUAAAAUUAUUCCUGGUUUAGAUUUAGAUACCACUCAUAUACCAAUGGAGUUUGAAAAGAAGAUUAAGAAAGUCCCGUACAGUAAACCCAUACCAAGAAACUUCCAGGCUCAAUGGAACCAUGGACCAUCAAUGGAUGAUUCAUCUUCCGAAGCUUUGACUCAAGUGCUAGUAGAAUCUGUGCCAGGGGCUGUGCCUCUACAACAGAUACAACCUUCUGCUAUUUUUGUAUAUGGAAAACUAAUACCAGUUGAACCAGGCUCCAAACUUGAACAAGCUAUCUCAGAGGGUCCAAUUGCAUUAAAAAGGUACAUAGCUACAGGAGAAAUUGAAGAACUGCAAGAUAUGAUGCCGCACCUAGAGGAUGAUGCAGAUGACGAAAACUUUACACCAUUUGAGUAUCCAAGUAAUGACCCCGAGACUGAAGAAACAGAGGGUGAAACUAAGGAAAAAGAGGAUUAUGAGGAGGAGCAGUAUUAUGAUAAUGAAAUGGAUACUAGCAGCCAGACCAAUCAGGAUAAAUUUAAGAAAUUUGAUAAUGGCCCAGAUAUGGGUAAGAUGAUGCCCAUGAACAAUAUGCCCCCAAUGAUGGGACCACCAAUAAAUAUGGGUAUGAGGCCACCUAUGGGACCACCUAUGCAUAUGAGUCCAAUGCAUAUGCGCCCUCCUCAUAUGGGUGGAAUGCCACCAAUGGGAAACAUGCCUCCAAUGGGCAACAUGCCACCCAGAGGGAAUAUGCAACCAAUGGGCAAUAUGCCACCCAUGGGUAAUAUGUCAAUGAACAAUAUGCCACCUCGAACCCCUUACCAAGACAAUGGUUACAGUAAAGGUCAAUAUGAUCAGUAUAAUCAGGAGAAUGAGUAUAAUGAAGAGGAAAGUUAUGACCAGGAAUAUGAGGAGGAGAAUUACAAUGAAGAAGGGGAAAAUGAGGAUUAUAGACAGAACCAAAGGUGGGGAGGUUAUAGAGGUAGGGGUAUAGACAGAGGACGGGGUCAGGAUAGAGGUCAAGGCAGAGGGCGAGGUAUGGAUAGAGGAAGGGGACUGGAUAGAGGCAGAGGACGAGGGGUCAACGGCUUCAGCGGUCGCGGCAUUCGCGGUAGGGGUUCGCCACGUGGUCCUAACUGGGGUCGUCGUGGUGGCUCAGUGAACCGAUCCUUCCGGAGGGGCAACAAACAGCCCAACUAG
This is a messenger RNA of Pieris macdunnoughi, 2589 nucleotides long. The record is from the annotation of a GenBank genome assembly. Lineage: Eukaryota; Metazoa; Arthropoda; Insecta; Lepidoptera; Pieridae.